UCCCAGUGGAAACUGGAGAUGUGAGAGCUCUUCCUACCUGGAGGAGGCUUCCCAGGAGUGUGAGGGAUUUACCAAUAGCCACCUUUCACUCCCCAACCUUUGUCCUGUCUUACCAAAGGCCAUGUGCAGUGGUAAAUUGCAGACAGGGCUGCUGGUGGCUGGCUACUUUGUGUACUUGCUGGUGGGUGCAGCCUUGUUCCAGGCACUGGAGAGAACUGCUGAGUUGCAGGAGAAAAUAGCAGCUUCCCAGAUGAAGGAGGCUUUUCUGCAGAACUUCACCCACCUCAUGGUGGCAGAGAUGGAGCAGUUAAUGAAGGACUUGACAGGAGCCAUUCAGAAUGGAGUAUACCCUGUUGGAAAUGAAUCACAGACUGAAGACAGCAACUGGGAUUUAGGUAAUUCCUUCUUCUUUGCAGGCACAGUUGUGUCCACAAUAGGCAGGUCUAAUGCUUUCCACAUAACGCACCUCAAAAAGUGCAGACCUGCCAAAUUUAAGCAUAAAGUCCACACUGUUGGCUCCUGCUUCACACUCCCAUGCAGUGAAAGUCAAAUCUAUGUUUUUGCAGAGUGA
Messenger RNA from Athene cunicularia (burrowing owl), 571 nucleotides. Its product is annotated as potassium channel subfamily K member 16-like. Gene Ontology annotation, cellular component: membrane. The transcript is spliced from 3 exons. The record is from RefSeq and is a predicted model, not a curated record. Gene Ontology annotation, molecular function: potassium ion leak channel activity. The coding region runs from base 122 to 571 and encodes 149 amino acids. Gene Ontology annotation, biological process: stabilization of membrane potential; potassium ion transmembrane transport. Lineage: Eukaryota; Metazoa; Chordata; Aves; Strigiformes; Strigidae.